Messenger RNA from Podarcis lilfordi (Lilford's wall lizard), 6218 nucleotides. Lineage: Eukaryota; Metazoa; Chordata; Lepidosauria; Squamata; Lacertidae. The record is from the annotation of a GenBank genome assembly.
AUGAAUCUUGAAACUGCUGGGCCGACAUCCUCGUCCCUGUUUUCGUGGGAUUAUGUCCUAUGGGAAGUCCGUCUGAAGCUAGUGGCGGCCGGCUUCUUCCUCUACUUGGGAGUGUUCUGCCUCUCACACUGCCUGUCUUUGUGGAUGGUAGCCACUUACCGCUUGUUGCCAGCGAAGGAGAAAGUCUUCUGGAACCUGGCUGCUACACGAGGCGUGUUUGGCAUCCAGAGUUGUGUCGCUGGCUUGUGGGCCUUGCUUUUCGAUCCGGUUUUUCAAGCCGACAAGGUCUACUCCCAGCAGGAGUGGAGCUGGUUCAACUGCCUCAUAGCCUCUGGCUUCUUCCUGCUCGAAAAUGUAGCUGUUCACGUUUCCAACGUUGUCUUCAGGACAUUUGACUUGUUCUUAGUCGUUCACCAUUUCCUUGCCUUCGGUGGCUUUUUCGGUCUGGUCACCAACAUAAAGUCCGGGCACUACAUCCCCUUGAUGGGAAUGUUGCUGGAGAUGAGUACGCCUUUCACUUGCAUAUCGUGGAUGCUUUUAAAGGUGAGAUGUUGGGUGAGCAAAGGUCUAAAACAUGGGUAGGCAAACUAAGGCCCGGGGGCUGGAUCCGGCCCAGUCGCCUUCUAAAUCCGGCCCUCGGACGGUCCAGGAAUCAGCGUGUUUACAUGAAUAGAAUGUGUCCUUUUGUUUAAAAUGCAUCUCUGGGGUUAUUUGUGGGGCCUGCCUGGUGUCUUUACAUGAGUAGAAUGUGUGCUUUUAUUUAAAAUGCAUCUCUGGGUUAUUUGUGGGGCAUAGGAAUUCGUUCUUUUCCCCCCUUCAAAAUAUAUUCCGGCCCCCAACAAGGUCUGAGGGACAUUGGACCGGCCCCCUGCUGAAAAAGUUUGCCAACCCCUGGUCUAAAACCACUGUCCUAUUAAUACCACCAUCACAAACUGUGUUGCCCUGUCUUCUGAGUGGAAGCCUUUGGGGCAAGGCAGGCCAGAGCUGUGGCGCCUCAAAAGAGCUCCGUCUGUGAAGCUUGGCCUGCCGAGGCCUGGAGGGGACAAAUGAGGCCUUUAAUACCUUGCUCAGAUGAACACUGUCAGGUAUGCAUCUUUUCUGGAGGGUGGUGAUCUUCAAAGGUCCAGUCUCCUGGCCAGGGGCAUUUAGACAACCAACCUUUGUAUGAUAAAGGUCUAGUAUGGUGCCCAAGCUUCUAACUGAAAGCUGAAAGCUUUAUGGCCUUCCUAGAAGUCUUCCCAGAAAGUGUAUUUUUAUAAAACAACAACAAAAACCUAGAUUUUUGAAUUUGUAACGGUGAUCUGUUGGUUGUUCAUCUGUUGACCUUCAGGAGUUUCUUUAUAUAUAAUUUGUUAUCAGGUUUUUCAAAACAUUUGCACAAUAACCUUCCAGUCAAAAUAAUUGCAUUGUUUCAUAAGUUGACAUCCCACCCUCACUUCCACAGUGUUUUACUCAAACGUUUUCUACUGCAUUAUAUCAUUAGCGAUUACAGAAAGUUUCUCUGUUACAAUUAUUUUAUCAUUUUUCGUCCGCUGCUUUUAUCUCGAAUCCUGCCCACGAUUUUAUUUGACUGCAAUAUUUUUUUUAAUAGUCCAUGAAAGGCCUCCAGUAUUCUAUAAAAAGUUCAUCAUUUUUAUCUCUUUAAUUUCGCUGUCAGCUUUGCCAUAUCUGCAUAGUCCAUUACUUUCAAAAGCUCUUCCUCCUUUGUCUGAACCUUCUCUUCCUUCCAUUUCUGUGCAAAUAAUAUUCUAGCUGUUAUUGCCAAUACAACAGUCAGGAGUUUCUUGCCUUCCUUUUCCAAAGACCGUAGCCUUGGUUUCUGAGUAAUUAAUCUCUAGAUUUUCCAUAUUUACAAUAUUCACCAAGCUCCCACUGUUAUGUUUUUAGACCUACACAUGCAGGAGAACCCCAUCGCCUGCACAUAAAAGAACAGAAGCCACCCUUGAUAAAGUUGACUUUAGAUUUUUCAGGCAUCCUUUCUGGAUGGAAUUAGCUAUAAACAGUGGAAAGUGACCAUAGUUCAAAACCAAUAUGUGUUGAUGUUAGUGUAGUGCCCUCGGCUUAUGAAGACAGCAAAUUCAAACUCUAUUCUCGACUUCGCUUGCGAAAAUUCUGAACACGCUCACAAACUGAACAGCUGUUGGGAGAAGCUAUGUUUCAUUGGGAUUAAUUCCGUUUGGGCACUCUGCACCUGCUCAGGAGUACUCUCACAUAUUAAUCUUGUAUUCCUUGCUCAACUUUUCAACUACAGUCGUGCUUCUGAUAUUGGGUAGCUUGAGCAUACUCGGGAACCAGAGGUUUGUGUCUCUUGCAGGAAAUGUAUGAGAUCUUUUGAUAAAGGGUGGUGUACAAUUUGAAUAAACAAUAAUAAUAAUACUGUUUUGUGUGUUACCACCCAUCAAAAAUUAGAGGGAAUGGCAUGCUGAUCACAGGGUGCUAUUUACAAACAAAGAAACCACGCCAGCAUUCGAGUCAAAGGAACAAUUAAACAUUAUCUUUCUCUUGCAUACUCUUUAAAGUGGUCAGGUUGUCACUUGUGUGGUGCCAGUGUGGUGUAGUGGUUAAGAGCGGUAGUCUCGUAAUCUGGGGAACCGGGUUCGCUUCCCUGCUCCUCCACAUGCAGCUGCUGGGUGACCUUGGGCUAGUCACACUUCUCUGAAGUCUCUCAGCCCCACUCACCUCACAGAGUGUUUGUUGUGGGGGAGGAAGGGAAAGGAGAAUGUUAGCCGCUUUGAGACUCCUUAAAGGGAGUGAAAGGUGGGAUAUCAAAUCCAAACUCUUCUUCUUCUUCUGCUUAGAAACUGUGGCAUGAUUUUCUUAUAGUAUAAAGAGGAAGUGUGUACUAACAACCUAUUUUGCUUUGUUGGAAAUGGACAUAGUCUUCAGUUUUGAAACCUGCAGCCCUGUGGAAUCCAGUUUUAGCCAGGAUUUAUCUAGCGAUCCUAAGAUAAGUUAGUUUUAGGCCAGACAUGGGCAGACUUGGCCCUCCAGAUGUUUUGGGACUACAACUCCCAUCAUCCCUAGCUAACAGGACCAGUGGUCAAGCAUGAUGGGAAUUGUAGUCCCAAAACAUCUGGAGGGCCGAGUUUGCCUGUGCCUGCUUAGGCAGUUCAUGGAAGGCAUGUUUUCCUUCCUUCUCUCUUCCAUCUACCUGCAGCCUCUGAAAAGGCAUUUUGGAUAGUGUUUUCGUGUAGUUUUUUUAGGGGGCCUUAAUGAUGGGAGAGCAUUCUCUUCUGGUCCUGGGAAGAAAGGCUGGAUGCAAUUUGAGUCAAACAAUCCAACAUGCAUCUUGGACAACAGCCUAUUCACAAGAUAGAAAGAUGCUGAGUCAAAAUACAAAAUGCACAUGAGGACUUUGGAUACAUUUCCCCAAAGACGUUGGUUCAAAAUAUUUCCCCCCAAGGACUUUCGAUAAUUGCGACACAUUUUGAAAAAGGCUUAUUGGUUGAAACGGAUUUGUAACAGAUUCUUCUAUUGUCGAUUGUCCUGUUUGUGUUAUUGUUUCCUUUUUGUGUGUUUCUCAGAUACAUCACCGCUUGUGAGAGCCAGUGUGGUGUAGUGGUUAAGAGCAGUGGACUCGUAAUCUGGUGAACCGGGUUCGUGUCUCCGCUCCUCCACAUGCAGCUGCUGGGUGACCUUGGGCUAGUCACACUUCUCUGAAGUCUCUCAGCCCCAUUCACCUCACAGAGUGUUUGUUGUGGGGGAGUAAGGGAAAGGAGAAUGUUAGCCGCUUUGAGACUCCUUCGGGUAGUGAUAAAGCGGGAUAGCAAAUCCAAACUCUUCUUCUUCUUGUGAGUCUGCUGGCUGUGUUUUUAUGUAGAGAGAUUUCCAUCCGUGGCAGAGAACAAGAAACCUUCCUUCUGUAAAGUUCUAGAGAUAAACUUGUCUUCAGUAUCAAGCCUUUUUCUGGACUUGGUUUAAUGGAACCUGCUUAUUCCAUAUUCAGGGACACAAGCCAGGGACAAUCUGGUAGCAGCUCUUUCUUUAACUCACAUUAAAGAGUUUAAUUAAGGCUGACUCGCCCAAAUGCUGACACUGCUGUGUUGGGUCUUCGUGCAAAGAUUUCUCUUGUGUUCUUUUCUAAUACUAUGGGUUAUCCCUAAGAUCUGUAAUAUAAUGAGAAUGGCUUGUAAUGUAAUGAGAAUACUUUUUCUGUGCAGCCUGAGCAAGAGCAGUGAACAGCGUGAAUCGCUGCAGCUUGUUUUCACUUACCUCACAGUUGUGAAGAGUAUUCUCAGGUGAUGAAACAGUUGAGAAAAAGAGGAAGGAACAGGACAAAUACCUAUAUAAGAAGAAGAAGAUAUUAUUUAUACCCUGCCCAUCUGGCUGAGUUUCCCCAGCCACUCUGGGUGGCUCCCAAUCAAAUGUUAAAAACAGUACAGCAUUAAAUAUUAAAAACUUCCCUAAACAGGGCUGCCUUCAGAUGUCUUUUAAAGAUAGGAUAGCUGCUUAUUUCCUUCACAUCUGAAGGGAGGGUGUUCCACAGGGUGGGCGCCACUACCGAGAAGGCCCUCUGUCUUGUUCCCUGUAACCUUACUUCUCGCAAUGAGGGAACCGCCAGAAGGCCCUCAGCGCUGGACCUCAGUGUGUGUGUGUGUGUGUGUGUGUGUGUGUGGACAGUCACUGGAUCAAGUGACUUUUCUUCUUUAAGUUCUCAAAGCUCUUAACUUGAGCUCAAGGUUGUCAUCUGAACUGGCCAGACGUUUAACUGAGAAUCCAUUAUCAUCCGUCCAUCCUUUGAAAAAUAAGAUUUAGAGCUGCCUUGCCCCCAAAUGGGCAACUAGACAUUGCAUCCUGGCUACUGUAUCCUUGGCUUAAGGAGCCAUUUGGCUCCUAGCUUAUAGACGGCUCUAAGACGCUGAGGAGGAACUCUUGUUGGUCCUGAGAGGCACCACACCCCCUGAUUGAGAAAGGUGCAUGUCUUAGUAUCAGCUCUUGGGAACGACCUGUAUUGCUGUUCUGAGAUGCCUGUCAUCUUCAUGUUCCAGUCAUCAGUCAUUGCCCAAGCUUAUUGCUUUCAAUGCCAGUGUGUUUCUUCCUUUUGGAAGACAGCUGUUUAAAAGCCUCCUGGCAUUUUAAAACUGUUGACUUCCAGAGAGUUUGGUGUGUAAAUAUCUAUACAGUGGUACCUUGGUUCUCAAACUUAAUCCGUUCUGGAAUUCCAUUCCAAAACCAAAGCGUUCCAAAACCAAGGCGUGCUUUCCCAUGGAAAGUAAUGCCAAACAGAAGAAUCCAUUGACUCUUAAAAACAACCCCUAAAACAGCAAAUUAAUUUGAAUUUUACUAUCUAACGAGACCGUUAAUCCAAAAAUUGAAAGCAGUAAUCAAUGUACUGUAUAAUAAAACGUUGUAUAAUAAAAUGAAAAACUAUGAAAUAAAUAAGAAAGUAUUGUAGAUGAUAAAAAUUAAAAUUACUUUUUUUUCUUACCUGCACUGAUAAUAGUCAUUGUUUGGAUGGGAGGCUUUUAUCCAUUUCCGCAGCCACACAAUCAAUCAAUCAGUAGCUGAACUGGGUUCCACACAGUCACAAAAAUAAAUUAACCAAAGUAAGCCUCGAAAACAAAAAACACAAAAUAAAUAUCAAAAACAAAAGCACCAAACUUAAUCCAUUCCCGAAGUCCGUUUGACUUCCGAAAUGUUCAAAAACCAAGGUGCAGCUUCUGAUUGGUGCAAGUGCCCAGGAAACAAUAGCCGACAGCCUCAUCGGACGUUCGGCUUCCGAAAACACUUACUUCUGGGUUUUCGAUGUUUGGGAACAAAGGCACCACUGUACUGGCAAACUUUGCACCUGUUCAUGGUGGUGUGAUUUGAGGUGAAAUGUGUUCUGAAUACAACUCCCAUGAAAAAUAUGCGUUAUAUAUAGAGUCUUAACUUUUGAUUUUCUUCUCUUCCAGGUCGGCUUGGCGAAGACUUCCUUUUGGAAGGCAAACCAGUGGCUGAUGAUCCACAUGUUCCAUUGCCGCAUGAUUCUUACCUACCACAUGUGGUGGGUGUGUAUUUCUAACUGGAACGCUGUUGUGGAGAACCUGGGGCUCCUGCAUUUUGCUGUCGUCUUCACAGGGAUGAGUGCCGUCACCGUAAUACUUAACCCCUACUGGACCUACAAAAAGACUCAGCAGCUCAUCUGCCCUGUGGACUGGAACUUUGCCAAUAGAGCGAUGGAAAACGGCACGUCCCCAAAACCCAACGGGGACGUGUUGCAGAAGAAAGGGUUGUGA